This is a messenger RNA of Varanus komodoensis (Komodo dragon), 4513 nucleotides long. It is a transcript of the gene SGTB, whose product is annotated as small glutamine rich tetratricopeptide repeat co-chaperone beta. Gene Ontology annotation, biological process: post-translational protein targeting to endoplasmic reticulum membrane. The record is from RefSeq and is a predicted model, not a curated record. The transcript has 10 exons. Gene Ontology annotation, molecular function: protein binding; molecular adaptor activity. The coding region runs from base 1377 to 2111 and encodes 244 amino acids. Lineage: Eukaryota; Metazoa; Chordata; Lepidosauria; Squamata; Varanidae. Gene Ontology annotation, cellular component: membrane; TRC complex.
UUCUGACUCGCUCUGUUUCUAUGUUUCUAUGUGAUACUGGUAAAUCAUUUUCCAGCAGGAAUGAAAGCAGGUCUGUUUGAUGGGAUCCAAAAAUUCUUCCUUCCCAUUUUGCAAAGGGACCAAAGCACCUCACUGCUACUGAAGAAUUUUACCCGGUAGAGAGAAUUAAGGAUUCCUGAACAGGUAGCUUGUCUCAAAAGAUUGUGCUGAAUAGCUUAUACAGAACUGACAGACCCUUACCAUUCUCAUUUACAUUUAUUGGCUUAGCAUAUAAAGCACCAGUGCAAUAACUGAUCCCUUUUCACUUUAUAAAAAUGGGUUUUCUAUAAUAGUAUGUUAAAAAUCAAUGUGAAUUGAAGCUACAAUCAUAAGAUUGCAAUCAUAAGAACACUUACUGGGGAAUGAAUCCCAUUAAAAAUAUUGGACCUUAGGUCUACAUAAAUCUACAGGAUUUCUCUGCACUUCACAUACAUUUCUUAUGCAGUGGUUUCUGGCAGAGAGGCUCUUCUCCUAUGGAAGAGCCUCUCUGUUUACAAGGGCUUUCUGAUUUAUUUAAUUAGAAUUAAAUUAUUCUGAUUAGCGGUGGAAGGUCAACUGAGCAGUGGAAUGAUAUGUGGAGAGGAGCUCAGAUUGGACUUAGGUUCAGGGCAGUGAACUGCUGGACCUGUAGUGGCAUCAUCAGGUGAGAGAGAUUCAAAUGACCUGCUGAAGGAUUAGAAAAUGUGUGGUUCAUUAGGCAGACAGAAGUUGGUUCCAUGUGAGCAGGCUAAGAUUAGUUUGCAGGGUUAGGGAGCAGAUAAAGCUCAAGUAGAAAUGUGAAGCCGGACAGCUGUAAAAAGAGCUGUUGAGAUCUAGAAGGAUACAGAUGCUGUGAUUUGCUAUACAGGCCUACAAGGUAGACAGGGAGUUUACUUAGGAAGAGAGAUGAUGUUGAAACUAAUUAAGCAAAGGCAAUGCAGCAAGGCAAGGGACUAAUCACUCUAUGGGCAAUGUCACCAAGAUAAGAAUUGGUGAAAAUACGUGAGAAUUAAAGUCCUCCUUUAAUAGACCUUUUUGCUAAUAUAUGACAAUUUACUUUACUUGGGAUAGUACUAAAUUUGGAAAACAGUAGUAAUUUCUAGUGUGCAAAAUGCAUAUAUGGAUGCAACAAAACCAUUGGGAUAAGCAAGUAGUAAAGAUGAAUAAAGUCAGAUAAUGUUAUUUUCUUUCUACAGCUACAAACAUGCAGUCAUUAAGCAAUAGAAGAGGGUAAAAUCAUUUCAAUACCAGGAAUAACCAAAUAAAACAAACAUACAGUGGCAAUUCAGUGUUUGGAGACAGUCUUUAAAAUUAACCUGGAGGAUUCCCAUCUUGCAGUACCUGUGUGCUUGACAGAAAUGUUUGCAGAGUCUUGUCAUAAGAGUGAGAUUCUGCCUCUCUCGGAUUCUUUGCCAGAGGAUCUUGAGAAAGCUGACCAGCUGAAGGAUGAAGGUAACAAUCACAUGAAGGAGGAAAAUUACGAUGCUGCUGUUGAUUGUUACACUCAGGCUAUAGAACUAGAUCCAAAUAAUGCAGUCUAUUAUUGCAACAGAGCUGCUGCUCAAAGUAAGCUGAAUAACCACAGCGAAGCAAUAAAAGACUGUGAAAGAGCAAUAGCAAUUGAUCCCAAAUACAGCAAAGCAUAUGGAAGAAUGGGGUUGGCUCUGACUUCAAUGAAUAAAUACCAAGAAGCAAUUAACAGUUACCGAAAAGCACUGGAUCUUGAUCCAGAAAAUGACUCUUAUAAGUCAAAUCUGAAAAUUGCUGAGCAAAAAUUAAGAGACAUGUCCAGUCCCACUGGAACUGGAUUGAGUUUUGAUAUGGCAAGCUUGAUAAACAACCCAGCCUUUAUUAGCAUGGCAGCAAGUUUAAUGCAGAAUCCUCAAGUUCAACAACUGAUGUCGGGAAUGAUGACAAAUGCCAUAGGAGGUCCUGCUGCAGGUGUUGGUGGCCUCACUGAUCUGUCCAGCCUUAUACAUGCAGGACAGCAGUUUGCACAGCAGAUACAGCAGCAAAACCCUGAGCUCAUAGAGCAACUGCGAAACCACGUCCGAAGCAGAUCUUUCAGUGGCAGCACUGAAGAACAUUCCUGAUAAAAGAUGCAUGUGCAAGAACACUGUUCUAUGAAUUCCAAAAGGCAUACUGUAGCUAGUAGCAAAUAUCACCAUUGUAAUUCUUCUCAAACCUGAGAUGAGAGGUCCUUUGUGUGUAUUCCUUAUUGUCUGUUGAAAACAGAUUCAUUGCACACAGAUUUGAACAUAUCAUGUAUGUAUUUUGAUGCCUUUGUAAAUGGACUAUAAAUAGAACUGUUGACUUAUUAAAAUCUCUGUGUAUGAGAAAGCAUUUCCAUGUCAAUGAGCAACAGUAUGUGACACUUCAUUCUCUUUUGAGAGAAUGGAUUUUUUGCACCAAGACUGUGCAUUGAAAAAAGAUCACCCAGUAUAUUGACAGAAGAGUGGAGGAAUAGUGCUUGUGCAUAGAGUACAUUCUAUGAGGCAGUUUCUCUCAAACUGGAAGGUAUCCUCCUGCCACCCAUAUAAGGCUGUGGGAAGUGCAAGCAAUUUUGCAUGUCUUUCUGGGAAUAAGUCUAUACAGUAAAGGUUCUGAUUUUCCCAAAGAGUAGAGCAUUGCUUUACUGGAACUGCUGAAAAGAAGUAGAGUAAUGGGUCUGACUGGUGAAGUUGCUACACACUGACAUGAUGUGGCAGAAGAAAGAGAAGAGGGUGAGCAGGCACUAGAGGGAGAAAUGCAUGUGUCUGUCUAUAGCACCUGGACCAGGAGCCUAAAGAUAUGCUGGGUUUAUGGGUAUGUGAGCUUCUCAAAUAUAGCCAAGGAAAUCCGUAGGUUGAUAAGCAUGAGCUACCUACUAAUGUAUAAAAGAGACCACUAGUUUAACUUUUAGGGCACAUUAUAUAAAGGAUCCUGGGUCAGUGGUAAAGGGGAGAUGCUCAGCCUCUUUUCUUACAGUCAUUCAUUAAACAGGGUUAACACAGCAAUAGUUUUGUGCUGAGAUGAAUGUAUUGAGAUGGAGGAGGGAUAGUAUGAAAGCCAUAUUUAAGAUUUGUGAUGGAGCAAAGGAGUCUUGGAUCAGUUUGGCAUGGAUGGUUCAACAGAAGGAUGAAUUUAGAAGGGCUAACCAGAGGCACACGAAGGAAUGUUAAGAGAAGGCUGUGCAGAAAGCAGGAGAUUGGGAUGAGAGAUCUCCCAGCAAUAUGCAGAAUGAAUCUCCCUUGCAUUCACAAAACCUGACCUUUUACACUGGGAAUAGCUCUAAAAAACUUUAUUAUAGAAUGAUGUUUUAUAUUGCCAUAGAAGUUUUCUGUCCAUACUAUCAAUUCUACCUGUCCUCAUUUGCCUGCUUUCAUAAUCCUUGAAAUAAUCAAACUGUUUUAAGAAAAUCUGAGACAGCAGAGAUUUGGUAUAUGUUUAUGGUUGUACUGAAAUUUUUCGUUUCUAAUAUCUUGGGUAAUGUAAUGUCAGUAUCGUAUUCUCCUUUGCGUACACUGCUUUUGUUCUCAGUUCUUCCUCCUUGCUGUUGUCCUUUAUGCUUCUGUACUUUCCUUGCAGUACACAUCUCCUUCCACAGUGUUUCUUUUACAAUUGCAGUAGAACAUGCUUACCCAUUUCUGCAACAAUGGUUUAAAAUCACUCAGAAGGCAGGCUUUCAAGUGAAAGCAAGGAACACUCCAGAACGUAGUUUAUGGAGGAAAUUCUGUAAUGUUGAGGUGUGGGAGUAGGCUAACAGCCUGCUGCACUGCUGUUACAUUUCUCAUCAGCUGCUUGGUAUAAAAAGCAACAAUUUGGAAGACCUUUAUUCUGCAUAUAUGUGAUCCCAACUGACCCAUCCUUUUAAAAGAAUUCUCUUUAUGUUGCUACGUCCUUUGGGUAUCUGGUUAAUUGGCAUUGAUGCCCAUUUCCCCAGUGUAUUAAAUAUAUCAUUCAGACUUAGGCGUUGCUGAACUAAUGUAAUGAGAAUACCGAUGUUCAGUAUAUGACGUUUGCUGUCAAGAGCUAAAGAUGCAAACUAUUCACAUCAUUAAUUUGAGCUACAUAAUUAACAUUUAACUCUAUUAGUAAUGGUAGCAGUUUUGCAUUAUUGCCCUGAAGCCUUUGGGUAGAAAUAAUCAUGUUGAUUUUACCAAUGCCACUGGCAUCCUCCAGUUAAGAAGUGGGAGCCAAGAUGCCAUGUCUUUCCUGACUGCUACUCCAUAAUUGGUUUGCUGAGUACCAGUUCAGAUGUCCUAUUAAUCAGCUAGUUAAGAUAUGGCUAAAGUUCAUAAUAGCGGGCAGUGUUAUGUUGUGACAAAGCACUAGCACUUCCACACUGCUGGGUCAGGUAGAGUGUGUUCUAAAUGUACAUUUAGAAAGCAACACUUUAGAUAGCAACUGUUCACACUCCACUCUAAUUCAUUCUCUUGAUUUCCCAUAGUUGAUUAAUGAAUAGGUCUUGUGUUGUCUGGAAUAUGUUUAAUAAAAGGAAAUUUGAAAAAUUCAA